Molecule: messenger RNA, 1067 nt
Organism: Gadus macrocephalus (Pacific cod)
Lineage: Eukaryota; Metazoa; Chordata; Actinopteri; Gadiformes; Gadidae
Gene: apoea
Product: apolipoprotein Ea
Exons: 5
Coding region: 92-826 (244 amino acids)
Biological process (GO): positive regulation of nitric-oxide synthase activity; lipid transport; cholesterol catabolic process
Cellular component (GO): intermediate-density lipoprotein particle; extracellular region
Molecular function (GO): lipid binding
Source: RefSeq, a predicted model, not a curated record
GGAUAACACUAUCGGCCAGCAGCUUAAAUACAAGCUUGGUCCGUCCCUGUCCACACACGGGAUAGCAUUCAGGUGUCUUUAAGGAUUUAUCAUGAAGUUCUUGGCUGUGCUUCUCGCCCUGGUGGCCUUCUCAGGUGUCCAUGGACGCACGCUGCCCCAGGACGAGGCCUGGAGCUCUUUGGAGAGGGCGGUGGGCCGUAUCAGGGAGUACGUCACAGACCGGGUCGAGGAAUUCCAGCAGACCGAGGUGUUCCAGGAGAUAGACCUCAUGACCCAGGACAGCCUGGCCGAGCUGGCCCUCUACAGGGAGAAGCUGGCCAGCGAGGCCGGCCCCUACACCCAGGAGCGGGCGGAGCAGCUCGCCAGCGACCUGCAGGCGCUGGGGCAGAAGCUGCGCACCAACGUGGCGGACGGUGGCGAGCGCGCCGCCGAGUACAGCCAGGAGCUGAGGAGCGUGAUGGAGCAGACCGCCGGCGACAUCAGCUCCACCUUCAGCACCUACGCCCGCAAGAUCCGCAAGAGGGUGCACAAGGACGCAGAGCAGUUCAACAAGAACGUCGCCGCCUACGUCGAGGAGCUCCAGUGGCGCGCCUCGGAUAACGUGCAGAACAUCCAGAACAAGAUGGAGCCCUUCUUGGCCGAGGUGCGCGACAACGCCGCGGAUAAAGUCAGCACGAUCGACCGCCUGCUGAAGCCCGUUACCGAAGACGUGGCCGAAAAGUUCCAGGAGAUCCGCCAGCAGUUCGAUAAAACCACAGAGAAACUGCUCUCCGUCCUGGAGGACAAGGUGGAGGAGUUCAGGGAAUGGUCAGGCGCAUUCGCAUAGACGCAAAACCCGAUGACCAAAGACGCCUCACGCAGCCAAAAUACUUCUGCGUCCGCUGCUUCAUCUGUUUAACAUGAUCUAUCGAUAUGUUGAGGUUUGAAGGAAGUGUUUCAUUCCAUUACAUCAUUAUGAUCAAUGUAUCGUUGGCACCAUCCACGAACAUUUAAAAUUUCUGAAAUCACUGCAUUCAUCUUUUUCAUUGAAGCAUCUGUGGUGAUGCAAUAAAAAUUAUCUCAGUUCA